UGUUAAUGUUGGCGGUUGGUCGGCCAUCUGCCAAUGUUUCAGCCAGAGCCACGUCAUAUUUGUGUAUUGUGUAGUCGGAUCGGCGAGGCACAUUUCUCGCAUUUUUCCACAGAAAUCAGUGCGAAUUGAAACGAAGACAUGAAUAUAUUCCGACUCUUUGGUGACCUCUCGCAUCUUCUGGCUAUUAUUAUUCUUCUCCUCAAGAUAUGGAAGACGAGAAGCUGUGCCGGUAUAAGCGGCAAAUCACAAAUUUUAUUCGCAAUUGUAUACACUUCUCGUUACCUCGACUUGAUGACCACAUACAUCUCAGCGUACAAUACGUUUAUGAAGAUCGUGUUCGUCGCUACUUCUUAUGCCACUGUCUUCCUGAUGUAUAUGAAGUUUAAGGCUACUUAUGAUCGUAACCACGAUACGUUUAGAAUUGAGUUUUUAAUUGUGCCUGCAGUCAUCCUAGCCCUUGUGAUAAAUCAAGAGUUCACUGUUCUGGAAGUGCUGUGGACAUUUAGCAUUUACUUGGAAUCGGUAGCAAUUCUACCCCAGCUUUUCUUAGUGUCGAAGACAGGAGAAGCAGAAAGCAUUACGAGCCAUUAUCUCUUUGCUCUCGGAUCAUACAGAGCUUUGUACCUUCUCAAUUGGGUGUACCGUUAUUAUGCUGAAGAUCAUUAUGAUUUAAUUGCCAUAGUUGCAGGAUUAGUACAAACUGUUCUUUACUGUGACUUUUUUUACCUUUACAUUACCAAAGUACUCAAGGGAAAGAAGCUGCAAUUGCCAGCUUAGCUAGUUAUGAGUAUUAUAAUAUCAGGUACCACAAAACUGCCCAUCGUCGUCGACAUAGUCGAUCGAGUCUCAUUAGCGUAACGUGAACGCCAAUGUGAAUGCAAACGCUGAGGCAAGUGUGAAACGCGCGCACACAGAAGAAUACAUUCGGCCGAGACUGAUGCCACUUGAUUCUCUACUCUUGUUUCCUUUCUCCAUCUCCUCAUCCCUAAUAUCUUUGUUUUGUUAUCAUCUGAGUAUUCUGCGCGUUCCCUCAAUGGCGCUGUACAUAAUAACGAUGUAUCAGUGAAGAACGGUCAAUCCGUGUCUUCCCGACAACGUCAUCGCGUCUCGUGUCAUCCUAAACCUUGGUCUAUAGUAAAUUUGUAUACUGACGAUCAGAGUGAAAAAGGAACGAGUAGAAUAAAUUUCUGUCUAUCCAUA
Cephus cinctus (wheat stem sawfly) is the source of this 1200-nucleotide messenger RNA. It is a transcript of the gene KdelR, whose product is annotated as ER lumen protein-retaining receptor. Gene Ontology annotation, cellular component: membrane; endoplasmic reticulum; cis-Golgi network. The coding region runs from base 139 to 777 and encodes 212 amino acids. The record is from RefSeq and is a predicted model, not a curated record. The transcript is spliced from 3 exons. NCBI's taxonomy places the organism in Eukaryota, Metazoa, Arthropoda, Insecta, Hymenoptera, Cephidae. Gene Ontology annotation, biological process: protein retention in ER lumen; endoplasmic reticulum to Golgi vesicle-mediated transport. Gene Ontology annotation, molecular function: ER lumen protein retrieval receptor activity.